AAGGGCCUUGGUACUUAAAGUUAGCGGAAGAUCUGAACGUGUUCGAAAGAUGGCUGCCAAGCACACACGUGCUGCAACUGCAUCGAUCACGUAGCUUUGACGUAUUUAAACUCGAGUUUGUGAGGUUCGGCCAUGGAGUACCUGUGAGCGUGUAAGCUUGCUGUCUUCCAGGGGGAGAACAAUAGUCUUCUCAUAUACAUUCUAUACCUAAUAGUCACCUCAGUGCCUGAUGGCGGCCAUGACGGCGAACGGACACCGUGCUUAUUGUUCGUCUAAUAAAAAAGCGUUCAGGUCGGAUCAUUACGUCGUAUCCCCGUACCCGUCGCUCAUUUUCAAUAUCAGAGUCGCGGUCAUCCUGAUAAUUGAUUCAUCGGUGCUUCAUCCUAUCGUUCAACAAGGAUCCACAACGCGAUGUCAUCAUCAUCAUCAACUCCGUCGGCAUGUUCCGAGUCACACACAGUGAGCGUCCAGCUCCCCGACCUCCUCUCUUCAUGCACGCCCUUUGAACUACGCGCAAAUCGGCAUUGUAGGUCUGUGUCUCAAGCGAGCGAGGCAUGGUUGCGCGAUGCAGGAUUAAAUUUGGGUGUCGAGUGGAAAGGGAUCAAGGUUGGGUUGUGGGCUGCGCUGUGUUAUCCGGGAGCGGACUUGACUCAGUUGAGGUUGGCGGUAGAUUUUUUGAGUUUGUUGGUGUUUGAGCAAGAGCGGGAACGGGGUCACGAUGGGUUUGGUUGUGGUGAUGGUGAUGAGAAUGAAGUUUUCGACCUGAUAUCCGACCGACUCAGUCGCGCCGCAUACAAAAGCCCGGCAUGGUACAUGCGUUUUCACCGAUCCAUGCGCGCAUAUCGCGAUGCAAGGCAGCGUUUAAAUUCGCUCGAUUCGACGUGCAUCCCAGAUCUCGAGACUUAUGUCGACCUUCGAAGAAACGCAUCAGGUCUGAGGAUGGUGUUUCACUUGAUCGAAUAUGCAGGGGGAUUAAACCUCUCUGAACGAGCAUCCUCGCAUCCUAUAUUGAAUAAGUUGACAGACCAGGCUUGUGAUCUUAUAGCGUGGUCUGAGGAUGCUGUUUCAUGCGCAAAAGGCAUGACUCCAAGUUCACGACUCAAUAUCGUCCCCGUCCUAAUGAAGGACCGGAAUUGUUCAUUCGGGAGUGCGCUUACAUAUGUGGGCACGCUCGUGAAGCAGAGCGCGGAUGCGUUCUUGGCUACUGAGCGUUUGUUCGCUGCGUGUGUGGAUCCAGCUGUGAUGAAUGAUGAUACGAGGCGGUAUGUGAGGGGAUUGCGGGAUUGUAUUGCUGGGAGUGUGAAUUGGCUGUAUGAGACGGAGAGGUAUUUGGGGACGAAGGGGAAUGAGGUUAGGGCGUUUGGAUGGGUGUUUGUGCCUGUCUUGGAUUGAGCGGAGUUGUUUGUGCAUGCAGAUGUAUUUCGAUUUCCACAUACAUAAAUGAAUUCAUGGGGGGAUGCGGCGCUGAGCUGGGCUUUGUGGUCCUAUGGUUUUAACCGGCCGUAGAGUCUGACAUAGUGUUUUGUACCGCGUGAUGCAUGUCAGGGCAAAGCUUAGCACCGUAUGAUACAUUGUACGUUAGAGCACCGGUGACCCUGGACCCUACUAAUAUUUAUCGUC
Molecule: messenger RNA, 1620 nt
Organism: Suillus clintonianus
Lineage: Eukaryota; Fungi; Basidiomycota; Agaricomycetes; Boletales; Suillaceae
Product: isoprenoid synthase domain-containing protein
Exons: 3
Coding region: 412-1392 (326 amino acids)
Source: RefSeq, a predicted model, not a curated record